AUGAACGAUCAAACUGCAAAUGCGGCUGUUCUAAAUGAAGUGAACAAUGAGGCUAACGAAGUCGCACAUUCACAAAAUGAAGAAGUAAGGCGGACGAAUCAAAAGCAACAACAACAUGGGGUAACGAUCGUUGAACCUACAAAUACGGAUAAAGAUGAACAUUCACAGCAGCACGAUGCACAACAAUCAGAGAGCACAACAAGUCUAAACACUUCCUUGAUCACUCCACCGGCAGGGUUUGUGGAUGGAGAAGUAACACCUCCUCUACCAAACGGACAGAAAAGGCUACAUCCUCUAUUCGAUGAAGAUAAAAUCGUUUCAGAAGCGGUCGCACGUCAAGAAGGCGUUGAGGGUUCUACAAAGAAUGGCGGAGAUCCGAACAAAAAGAGUACAGAAAAAGAAAGGCCAAAUGCUUUACGAUUAUUAGACUCUCUCGGAAAUGAAGCUGGCUAUCCGAGUCCAAGCGGAGGUUUCGUUCCACCUAUCACAGACGAAAAUUGGGCAUUACAACAACCACCUGUUCCAAGAUCAGCUGAUGGAAUAAAUUCUCGAUCAAUACAACAGAACGAAGAAAUGAAUAAGGGCAAAAUGUCUACUUCAUCUUCGAAUCAUUCAAACAGUCUUUCCGGUCAAUUUUUAACAGGUUCUUUCUCCAACCCUUCCACUCUUGGUCAAAUUGAACAAAGCUCGUCAAACCUCUCCAACAAUAACGGGGAAAGUAUCAACAGGCCGUCUCUUGCUGGACAUAAGCUGUCAUCCUCUCAAUCAUCAGCCUCUGGAGGUGUAUACGAAUCCGGAGGGAUUGCAACACAUUCACAGGCUAUUUCGGCAAGGAGUAGCCCUUCAACACUGGCGCCGAUUCGAAGGCGAUCCUCUGGUUCUGCAGAUGUUUUGAGUAUGAACGCAAUGACACCACAAGAAGAAGGAUCAUAUCUACCGCCUUUGAAAAUACGAGAUUUUGCCUAUGAAGAAGUUGAUCCUCGUCACGUAGGUGCAAGGGAUGUAGGGUUACCCAGUCCGGAGAAAAAGCAUACGAGCGGGAGCGGUUUUGGUAUGUCUCCGUUUGGCGGACAAGUUUUUGGCGGACACGAAUGGGGAUCUACAGAAGAAGAAUACGACGACGACGAUGAUGAUGAUGAGGAAGAUGACGAUCAAGAAGGAUACGGAAAUGGAAGUACAGGGGAUAUGUCCGCGCCAUCUAGUGACCUUCCGCUUGGCCUUUAUCAUGCUGCUUAUGACUUCAUCGCUGAAAGUGAUCAUGAAUUGAAUAUCAAAGUUGGUCAAAAGGUCAGAUUGAUCGGUCACGUCGAUGGAGGCUGGGCAAUCGUCGUUCGUGUUCAAGAUGGACAAGAUGAUGUAGCAGCCGAUGAAGAAGAAACAGAGAAAGGUUUGGUACCACAAGCCUAUUUGCAAUGGCUAGCUCAAUGA
Molecule: messenger RNA, 1428 nt
Organism: Meira miltonrushii
Lineage: Eukaryota; Fungi; Basidiomycota; Exobasidiomycetes; Exobasidiales; Brachybasidiaceae
Exons: 1
Coding region: 1-1428 (475 amino acids)
Molecular function (GO): protein binding
Source: RefSeq, a predicted model, not a curated record